AUGUACUCUAGGGACGACUUUGAAGAUAUGACAAACAACAUUUAUGAUGAAUUCUUUGGAUGUGAUACGAGGAAGAGAAAGAUUGAGGUUUUUGAAGAAGAAGAAAAACAUGAAAGGACUCCCAAACCGCCGACCAAGAAGAGUAGACAUAUUAGUCCCAAGGUCCCUGAAGUUAGUGGUGAAACUAGCCAAGAAAGCUCCUCUCAUUCAAUCCCUUCUGCGACGACUCCUAUUCCAACUGUGUCUACAUCUUGUGCACCAAAUCGAGUGUCUCAAGACUUAACUGCCAAACUUGAUGUGCUGACAAAUGUUGUGAAUGAGAUUAAAAAGGAUGUGAAUGAGAUUAAAAGUGAAAUCAAGCUCAUGAAGGACAAUCAACAACUUAUAAUCACAUUAUUGGGGCAAAGAAAUGAACAAAAGAAUGGUGGAGGAGAAGAAAAAGAAGAGGCAGGUACUGCUGCAAUUGAUACUGAGAAGAGGACGACAAAGAGGAAGAAUAAUAAUCUUACACUUGUUGAGAAUAGAACGAAGAGGAAGAAUGAUGAUGUUGAUAAUGAGAAUAGGACGAAGAGGAAGAAUGAUGAGUUGAUGAACUCUAAGAGGAAGAAUGACGAUAAGAUGAAGAAGACUGAGGAUGAUGAUGAGAUUACAAGAAAGAGGAAUGAGAGGAAGGAGAGGCGAGAGAGGGUGGCAAUUUUGUCAAAGAAGAAGAUUGAUGAUGAGUUGGCCAAGAAGAGGAAUGCUGAGAAGUUGGCCAGGAAGAGGAAGGCUGAGAAGAGGAAAUCGAAAAAGAACGAUGAGGAGGAGGAGGACGAGUAUGAGGAGACUGAGGAGGAGGAGACUUUGGAGAAGGACGAGGAGACUGAGGAGGAGGACGAGGAGACUGAGGAGGAGGACGAGGAGACUGAGGAGAAUGACGAGAAUGACGAGAAGACUGAGGAGAAUGACAAGAAUGAUGAUUCGCCCCCCACGCCAAAAACCUCUCGCAAAUUGGUUUUUGAUGACCCAGAGGAGAAGAAUGAUGAUGUGCAUGAGAACAAGGAGAAUAAGGAGGUGGAGGAGAAUAAGGAGGAGGGGGAGAAUAAGGAGGUAGAGGAGAAUAAGGAGGAGGAGGUGGAGGUAGAGGGGAAUAAAGAGGUGGAGGAGAACAAGGAGGAGGGGGAGAAUAAGGAGGUAGAGAAGAAUAAGGAGGUGGAGGAGAAUAAGGAGGUGGAGGAGAACAAGGACAAGGAGAAGGAGGUGGAGGUGGAGAAGGAGAAGGAGAAGGAGGUGGAGAAGGAAGCUGAGAAGAAUGACAAGGAAGAAGAUUUGCCCCAUGUUCCAAAGGAGAAGAAAGAGGAGGUGGAAAAAGAGAUUGUGAAGGAGGAGAUAGAUGAAAUCUGUCAUCUACUGAAACGAAGGGUUGAGGAGUUCCCUAAGACAUAUCCAAGAAAUUUCUCAAUUGUUGACUCCAAUUUAUCUCAGAAGAUGAAUAAUCGCUAUGAUGUGUUUACCCCGAAUCCUGCAGGCUACGAAUUCGACGAUCUCAUGGAAUACGUAGUUGGUGAAUGA
This is a messenger RNA of Impatiens glandulifera, 1551 nucleotides long. RefSeq names its product cilia- and flagella-associated protein 251-like. The record is from RefSeq and is a predicted model, not a curated record. The coding region runs from base 1 to 1551 and encodes 516 amino acids. The transcript has 5 exons. NCBI's taxonomy places the organism in Eukaryota, Viridiplantae, Streptophyta, Magnoliopsida, Ericales, Balsaminaceae.